AUGACAGAACCGAUAGUUAACCCGGAUCCAACCCCCAAUGUUACGACCGGACCCCCGAAAAAAGUUAAAGAUCCACGUAGAGUUGAAGCGGGAAAAAGACUGGCAAAGAUUAGUCAGCAGGCAAAAAAAGUAAAAAAGGCAAGGGAAGAGGAAAAUCUAAAAGCAGAAGUUCGUGAAAGUUGUAUGACGGAAAGUGAUGGAGGAGGAUGGAUUUCCGUCGAAAAAUUAUGUAUGAUUCUUGGAUUGGGAAUUGGGUUAGGAUCGUUGUACUUAACGUGGAAAAGUCGUGAUGAAAAUCCUGUGAGACAGAUGAAUGAAAUUGUGGGUGAUCACCGGAAGAACCUAUUGUUGACUUGUUUGAUUGAAUAG
Messenger RNA from Paramuricea clavata, 369 nucleotides. The record is from the annotation of a GenBank genome assembly. Lineage: Eukaryota; Metazoa; Cnidaria; Anthozoa; Malacalcyonacea; Plexauridae.